AUGCUCAGCCUCCCGGAGACAUUCACCCAGUUCACCGAGCUUGGCGAGGCAGAUAUCGGCACCCUGCACGGCGACCAUGUCUCCGUCGUGGUGAUUCAUAUCAAGAAUGCCAGACUCCUUAGGGACGAUUGGGCACCUGCCGUGCAGAUCCUCCAGGAUCAAUGGCACAGUAAGCGGCGGCAGCAGCAGCGGCAUCCGCAGCCCGAUGGGAAGCCGCUGUGUGGGGUUCUCUCGACCAGGGAUUCCUGUCGUUUCUAUACUGAGCCUACGGCCGGGGACGGCCCGCCGCAGCGCUUGCAGUACCAGGGUCGCAGCGAGUUUGCGCCCCCCGUGGAUGACAAGCACCCAGAGGUGUUUUUGGCUUUUCUAUGGACAUGCCUGGAUGGAUGUGGGGCUUCGGGUCUUGGUGUCGACCCGUCUUAA
Aspergillus brunneoviolaceus CBS 621.78 is the source of this 423-nucleotide messenger RNA. RefSeq lists its product as uncharacterized. The record is from RefSeq and is a predicted model, not a curated record. NCBI's taxonomy places the organism in Eukaryota, Fungi, Ascomycota, Eurotiomycetes, Eurotiales, Aspergillaceae. The transcript has a single exon. Bases 1 to 423 code for a protein of 140 amino acids.